UGCUGACAAGAGUUUAUUUUGAUAUCUGUGGACAAGAGUUCUAUUUACGAACUGAAGUAAACAAAAGUUUAAAAAUUAUUUUAUUGAAAUGGUCCGGAAGAGAAAAGUUAAUUCAAAUACUUCAAGUGGUGGAAAUGAGAGAAUUGAAACUUUUAAUGAUCCAAAGUUCCGUUAUAAAUGUUACGUUAAUUUAGAAAAUUGUGAUUUCUCGAAUUAUUCUGUUGGCUCUACCAACAAAAAGGAUUCAGCCAAACAAACGGAUGGCAAAGGAACUAUCUCUUCAAAAAAAUCAAAAAUGUUGACAGUGUUCUCAAAUCAACAGUGCAUUCCCGAAAGCGAGGAAACUUAUUCAGUUGGACCAGAAGAGGUUGAAACUAAUCCUAGAAUUGUACAAUUCAAGCAACAACUACCAAAUUCUUACCGACAAAUUAAUCAACCUAAAACUGGCGGGUCAGUUAUGUCAGCUCCAGAUUUACCAGAAAGAAAAUUUUUGAGAGCCAGGAAAAAAGUGAACUAUAAAGAAAAGAAAUCUAUUGGUACACCAGAAGUGAGCACAAUAGCUUCACCAGGGAGCAGAAAAAUGCCUAUAUAUAAAAAAGUAAAGAUUGAUUCACCAAAAUCUAAAAAGAGGAAAGGGGAUUUAUAUGACUUUGUACAGGAAUCGGAUGAAGAGAAAGAUUCUGAUGUUAGUUUCAAAAUUAAUUUGCCUACAAAAAAAAGGAGAGUUAAUCAUCAAAUGAAGUUUCAUGAAAAAGAUAUAUAUCGAAGAGUUAAUAAUGCCAAAGUGAAUAGGGAAAUUGAAACUAUUAAGUAUAAGGAUAAAAUACACAGAAUAAUGAAUAAGUUUGCCACCAAAAUCAGAAGCAACAAAGAAAAUAAUGAAACAGUUGAAAAACAUGUAAUUUCCAAAAAAAAAAUUGCACAGGGUGUCCAAAUUGAGAAAAAUCUGGAGCCCAUUAUCGAUACAGUCUUUAAUUCAACCAUGUUACCAGAAAGAGACAAAAUGAUAUUUUUAGAUGAGUCUAUUAUACCUAGUGGUAGUAAAGAACAUACUUUAAAACCAAAUGUAAUGGGUAGUGUGAAAGUCAAUAACACCAGGAAAAUAUGCAUACCUGCUAGUGAAAAUUCUAGUCUUAACACAGGUCAAGAUAGCUGCUCAAACUCAUUGUCUCUUAACUCCCUUAGUGACAUGAGCAUAAGAUCAUUCGAUGGGAAUGUUGAUAACUUAUUCGGCUUUGCGGAUGAUGUGGGAGCUGCUGAAGAGGUACCUGCAAAUCACAUCAAUAUCUUACAAAAUGUUAUUAUAAAUAGACCCACACCUUCAAUGCCAUACAUAUCCACCCCAAAACGUUUCAAAGAACAGAAAUCCUGGAGAUUCGAUUCUGAUGUUGUCAAUAGAAACCCACACUUUAUUGCUUUAAAAAAAAAUUCCUUGCCAUCUCUCAAUCAAGAGCCAGUUUUAGAUCAUACUUUCGAUGAACGUAUCAAAGGAGUGAAUAAAAUGGUUUCAGUUCCUACAAAAAAGUCCUCACCUAAACAACAGAGUAUAUUAAGCUUUGUUGAAAGAACUAAUGAAAACCAUAACUAUUCACAAAGCUUGUAUGAUAUCGAUGAAUUGAGCCCAACUAAAGAUAAGAAUGGAGAUAAAGAAAAUUCAUUAGAGAAGAAAUUGAACAGUAAUGAAAAAAAACACACUCGAAGGAAUAUUUUAGGAGUCAUUAAUGAUAUUAAUACAACUAAUUCUCCUACUUCUAAGAACAAUGGAGUUUCAAUAGAAUUGAAAACCAGUACAUCAUGUUCCGAUGAUAGUUCUAAGGAACAAGAUAAUUUUGGGUUUGAUUCUAUUUCUGGAGUUUCAAAAAAAAAUACAGCCCUUGAUAAAAGUGCGAAACCAUUCAGAAUCGAGAUGACAUACAAAAAAUAUAACAGGGUUGAUAAAAUUCCAGACAAGAUGAAACAACCAGUUAGGGAUUCUGAACUAAGGAGACUCAUUGAGGAUGAUCCAGGAUUCGACAAAGUUGUAGAUAAAGAUGGGUUAGAUUGUGGUGAACUUGGAUUGUUUGAGGAUUUCAACCAAACUACAGAACCUUUCAAAAAUUACAAGACACACUCAAAAAAGAGGACAGAUCGAGAAACUGAUAAAAAUAAAAUAUCAGAGGCGAAACUCAGUAAAGGAGCUCAGAAGUGGAUAAAAGAAUUCAAUAAAAUGUGUGAUGAAGUAGAACAAGAGCAGCUUAAUAUCGAAUGAAUUGCCAUAUUUUUUUCUUGAACAGUAUGAUACCAUUGCUGUUCAAUUUUACAAGUAUACCAGUUUUUUGUCUCACAAUUUAGAUACUAGUGAUUUUCUUGUGUCAUAUAUAUUUUCUUUUUUCACCAUUCGAUUUAGUUUUUUAGUGACAUCGAAGAAGUGCCUUUUAUUUUAUACACACAAGUUGUUUAUCAAAAAGUAUAUAACUAUAUCAACAUAUUUUACUCUGAAUAUUAUUGAAGAUAAGGUUGAUUACAGUUAUUAUUAUAGUUUUGAAAUUCCUCACUUAUCAUUUACACAGUUAUACAGUUAUUUCAUGUAUAUGUAUUAUUUAUUUUUGUUAAAUGAAUAAAUCAAUGUUGAAACG
Molecule: messenger RNA, 2615 nt
Organism: Coccinella septempunctata (seven-spotted ladybird)
Lineage: Eukaryota; Metazoa; Arthropoda; Insecta; Coleoptera; Coccinellidae
Exons: 4
Coding region: 89-2248 (719 amino acids)
Source: RefSeq, a predicted model, not a curated record